Molecule: messenger RNA, 1914 nt
Organism: Cotesia glomerata
Lineage: Eukaryota; Metazoa; Arthropoda; Insecta; Hymenoptera; Braconidae
Product: ATP-dependent DNA helicase pif1-like
Exons: 3
Coding region: 1-1914 (637 amino acids)
Biological process (GO): telomere maintenance; DNA repair
Molecular function (GO): DNA helicase activity
Source: RefSeq, a predicted model, not a curated record
AUGACGGAUAGCAGCCACCAGAUGGCAGAUUCAAAAUGGCGGAUAGUAAGAUUCAAAAAUGGCGGGAAAAUGGCGGAUAGAUUUAAAAAAUGGCGGCAGAACUCGCCACCAGCGCCACCUAGAACCUCCACUAUAUCCACGUCGGUAAAACAGGUCGGUAAAACAGGACUCACAUAUCUACGAAUGCCAACAUUUCAAGCAGCAUGUAGAGCACUAGGUCUUCUCGAAGAUGAUGCUAAUUGGGAUCACACUCUAGAAGAAGCUUGCAUCUCUGAUUCUCCGUUCAAAAUGCGUGAGCUGUUUGCCAUCAUAUUAGGUUUUUGUCAUGUUGGCGACCCACAGAAAUUAUGGGAGAAAUACCGAGACAAUUUUUCUGAAGAUAUUAGGAGAGAGAUAGAACGAGAAGAUGGAAAUGUCGAGCUGAUGCUUGACAUUAUUUACAACAAAUGCCUCAAUUUGAUUGAAGAUAUUGUUAUAUCAAUGUCGGGAAAGACACUUCUUCAGUUCGGUCUCCCCUCCCCAUCACGAGAGGAAAGAUUUAUUUUCACCAAUCGUCAAUAUCUGAAUGAAUUGGCUUAUGACACUACCUAUUUGAAUGAAUUUGUAGCUGAAAAUGUUCCUAAGUUAAACUUAGAACAGAAAAAAGUUUACAGUAAAAUUUUGAAUUCGAUUAUUUCUAAUUCUGAGCAAUUAUAUUUUCUUGAUGCUCCAGGUGGCACUGGAAAAACUUUUUUAAUCAAUUUGUUGCUCUCAAAAAUUAGAAGUGAGAAAAAAAUUGCUAUAGCUGUUGCUUCCUCAGGAAUUGCUGCGACUUUGAUUGAUGGAGGCAAAACAGCUCACUCUGCAUUUAAAUUACCUCUAAAUUUGUGUCAUUCUGAGUCCCCACUUUGUAACAUCUCUAAACAAAGUGAUAUAGCUCAUGUACUAAGAGAAACAAAAAUAAUUAUCUGGGAUGAGUGCACAAUGGCUCACAAAAAAGCUAUUGAAGCUCUGAACAGAACGCUCCAAGACAUCAGAGGUUGCAACCAACGUAUGGGAGGAGUAGUUGUUCUCUUGGCUGGUGACUUCAGACAAACAUUGCCUGUUGUACCACGAGGAACACGCGCUGAUGAAAUUCAAGCCUGUAUCAAGUCAUCCUUUUUAUGGCCUUCGGUAAAAGUUCUAUCUUUGACUAUCAAUAUGCGUGUUCAUCUUCAACCACAUCCACAAGCUGAGGAGUUUUCGAAAGUACUCAUUGACAUAGGUGACGGUAAGAUCCCAGAAGAAGACGGAAAAAUAAAUGUUUCUUGCAUUCGUUGUGAUAUUGUCCCAGAUUUAAUCACCUUGACUGAAAAAAUAUACCCGAAUAUUGACAAGGCUGGAGAAAAUUGCAGUUCAUGGUUAAAAGAGAGAGCUAUUCUCACUCCAACUAAUGAACAAGCUAAUUCUAUUAAUAACUUUUUACUGGAGCAACUGCCAACUGAGCAAGUAAGAUAUGAGUCGGUAGACACAGUAAUGGAGGACGAAGACGUUGUUCACUACCCUGUAGAGUUCUUACAUACUCUUAAUCCACCAGGAAUACCUCCUCAUGUUCUUCAUCUCAAGAUUGGCACCCCAAUAAUGUUGCUCAGAAAUUUAAACCCUCCAAAAUUAUGUAAUGGAACUAGGCUCCAAGUCAAGAUCUUACACAAAAAUGUUAUUGAGGCCACAAUUAUCACCGGAAAAUAUCAAGGAGAAACUGUAUUCAUUCCAAGAAUUCCGUUAAUUCCAUCAGACUAUCAUUUUGAAUUCAAACGUCUGCAAUUUCCUGCUAAAGUUUGUUAUGCUAUGACAAUUAAUAAAGCACAAGGGCAGAGUUUGAAGAUGGCUGGAAUUGAUUUAAGAAAUGAUUGUUUCUCUCAUGGUCAACUUUACGUGGCAUGCUCAAGAACGUGA